This is a messenger RNA of Lates calcarifer (barramundi perch), 3160 nucleotides long. It is a transcript of the gene pck2, whose product is annotated as phosphoenolpyruvate carboxykinase 2 (mitochondrial). Lineage: Eukaryota; Metazoa; Chordata; Actinopteri; Centropomidae. Gene Ontology annotation, molecular function: manganese ion binding; GTP binding; phosphoenolpyruvate carboxykinase (GTP) activity. Gene Ontology annotation, biological process: cellular response to insulin stimulus; propionate catabolic process; cellular response to glucose stimulus. Gene Ontology annotation, cellular component: cytosol; mitochondrion. Bases 324 to 2237 code for a protein of 637 amino acids. The transcript is spliced from 11 exons. The record is from RefSeq and is a predicted model, not a curated record.
GGGUUGUGGCUCCACGGUGGUUUUCGUUGUGUUUGUGCACCGGUGGUGAAACUUGCAUCAGCCGGUGGCUCCAUGAUCUGGAGGAACGAAUACACCAGUAUGGACAGAAGCUGACCGUUAGACCCGGAGGACGGUGGAUCAGGAUUCUGUCAGACCCGGUGGUCAGCGGAGGUGUUCAGGUGUUUGAGAGGGAACAAAGUACAAGGUCCGGUCUGAUAUGAGCUGUGAGCGGCUGUAGACUCAGCACCUCACUCCACCUCCUCACAUCCACUACACGAGCCUGUGAGUCUCUCAGAGUUUGUCAGUGUGAUUUUCCUCUGAAGAUGUCGUGUCUGUUACUGGCAGUCGUCCGGAGACACAGUGGUGUUGGGGCGAGUGUUGGGGUUCGAUCCCUGGCCUCCAUCCCCUUGCUGCCUCCGGCCGUGGCUGAGUUUGUGAAGGGAGCGGUCGAGGAGUGUAAGCCCUCCGGUGUACAUGUGGUCACGGGGACGCCGGAGGAAACAGCCAACAUCCUGGCAGGUCUGGAGAAGGAGGGGAUGGUCAAGAAGCUUCCCCAAUAUGACAACUGUUGGUUGGCUCGUACAGACCCAAAGGAUGUAGCCCGGGUGGAGAGCAAGACCGUGAUUGUGACCAAGAACCAGAGGGACACCAUCCCCAUCCCUGCUGGAGGGGUAAAGAGCCAGCUGGGCAGCUGGAUGAGUGAGUCUGACUGGCAGAAAGCCAGAGAGGAGCGUUUCCCUGGCUGCAUGGCAGGUCGAACCAUGUAUGUGAUUCCCUUCAGUAUGGGUCCUGUAGGCUCCACUCUGAGUAAAUAUGGUGUCCAGGUGACGGACUCUCCAUACGUUGUGGCCAGUAUGGGGAUCAUGACUCGUAUGGGGACCCCUGUCCUGAAGAAACUGGCUGAAGGAGUGGAGUUUGUCCGCUGUCAGCACUCAUUGGGACGACCUUUACCACUCAAAGCUCCUCUGGUCAACUCAUGGCCAUGUAACCCAGACAAGGUGCUGAUAUCUCACCUGCCGGACACCAGGCAGAUUCUGUCCUUUGGCAGUGGCUAUGGAGGAAACUCUCUCCUGGGGAAGAAGUGCUUCGCCCUGCGUAUCGCCUCCCGCAUUGCCAAGGACGAGGGCUGGCUGGCAGAGCACAUGCUGAUCCUAGGUAUCACCAACCCUCAGGGAGUGAAGCGUUACGUCGCAGCCGCCUUCCCCAGUGCCUGUGGUAAAACCAACUUGGCCAUGAUGAAACCAGCUCUGCCAGGCUGGAAGGUAGAGUGUGUGGGAGACGACAUUGCGUGGAUGAAGUUUGACAGCCAAGGUAAACUGAGGGCAAUCAACCCAGAGAACGGUUUCUUUGGCGUGGCUCCAGGCACCUCAAACAGGACCAACCCCUACGCCAUGGCCACCAUUGCCAAAAACACCAUGUUCACCAACGUCGGUGAGACCAGUGAUGGAGGAGUGUGGUGGGAAGGACUUGACCCCCCUGCAGCCAGCGUCACCCUCACAGACUGGCACGGCAAAACCUGGAAGCCAGGAAGCUCGACUCCUUGUGCCCACCCCAACUCCCGCUUCUGUGCCCCGGCAGCUCAGUGUCCCAUCAUUGACUCCCAGUGGGAGAGCGAGGAGGGGGUUCCCAUCGAUGCCAUUAUCUUUGGUGGAAGAAGGCCAGAGGGAGUCCCUCUGGUCUACGAGUCUUUCAACUGGCAACAUGGAGUCUUUGUUGGAGCAGCAAUGAGGUCUGAGGCCACAGCAGCUGCUGAGCAUAAAGGUAAGGUGAUUAUGCACGAUCCCUUCGCCAUGCGGCCGUUCUUUGGCUAUAACUUUGGCGACUACCUUGCUCACUGGCUGAGCAUGGAGAGCCGAAAGGCCCCCACUCAGCUGCCCAAGAUCUUCCACGUCAACUGGUUCAGAAAGGACGCCACCACCGGUGCCUUCCUCUGGCCUGGCUUUGGUGAAAACGCCCGUGUGCUGGAGUGGAUCUUUAAGCGCUGCAGCCGGGAGAGGGAGGAUGAGGCAGCCAAAAAGAGCAUUAUCGGCUGGCUGCCAGAAGAUGGCACUAUCAACACUAAAGGCCUCAGUGGCAAGGUGGACAUGGGUGCCUUAUUUGACGUGCCCACAACUUUCUGGCAGAAGGAGACCAAAGAGUUGAGAGCCUAUUUCACUCAGCAAGUUGGAGGUGAUCUGCCUGCUCAGGUGGAGGCUGAGCUGAAGGCUUUGGAGAACAGAGUGCACAAUCCUUACUGACCUCAUGAAGGUGGUGGUAGUCCCUAAUGACACAGGAUCAGAUCAUUAGGGUGCAGUCAGAGUCACUGACCAGGUGUACAUACACAGAGAUUAUUAACAUAUAAACAUAGUGUGGGUCACAUCACUGUGGCAGAGAAACAUCCUACUUGUCCUUUACUUUUUUCAACACAGGAUAUUUACUGAAAUACAAAAACAAAAAAAAAAAUAUAUGUUGGUAGUUUGUAAAAGACAGAAUGUUAUUAUUAUAGUAUUAUAUUGAGAUACUUCUUUUAAAAAAAGCAAUAUUCAGGCCAAUGUUUAAAUUUCUCUGUGCAUGAAAACACAGUCAGUGACUCUGUCAUCAGUUAGGAAUGAAACUUAAGAGAAUUCAGGGAGAAGUUAAUCUACAAUACAUUACCUACCUGUUGGACGUCACACUAAUGCUGCAACACUGACAGAUUGGUGCUGGGUUAGUGGUGCCAGGGAGGUUUGAUUCAACAUGAAGAUUAGAUUUCUGUAAAGCUAAUCUAAUGCAACUCUCUCCACUCACCAAACCUGUCAUGUAGCACAAUCAUUGUGGCCUUAUAGUGCCUUUUGAGACAAUUAACAAUACAGUCCAGGCUGCUAAUGUUUACAGGCUGAAGCACAAAGAUCAUUUUAGACAAAACUAGUAGAUAAAGUUUUAACAUUUUUACUUAUCAGGAGAUUUUAAUAUACUUUAGUCUCAUGAAAUGUGCUUUAUUUUAAAUUCAACUUGAUGUUAAGAUAAAACUUUUAUUCCAUUAACUUCUCACACACUGUAAGAGAUUUCCAGUGGGUCUGAGGAUUAAUAUGGAUCUUUCAUCUUGCGUUUUGUAAUGUUUGUGAUGAAAUUCUUUGAUUUCAGGUGAUGUUUACACACAGUAUGUGAAAUGUUGGCCCAAUAAAUGCGACUGAGAUCAUUA